Messenger RNA from Musa acuminata AAA Group (dessert banana), 1715 nucleotides. Its product is annotated as ethylene-responsive transcription factor 3-like. Lineage: Eukaryota; Viridiplantae; Streptophyta; Magnoliopsida; Zingiberales; Musaceae. The coding region runs from base 117 to 653 and encodes 178 amino acids. The transcript is spliced from 2 exons. Gene Ontology annotation, biological process: regulation of DNA-templated transcription. The record is from RefSeq and is a predicted model, not a curated record. Gene Ontology annotation, molecular function: DNA-binding transcription factor activity; DNA binding.
CGAACGAUCGUUACGUCUGGCUCUUAAUAAUGUCGAUCGAGGAGAGUAGACUUUCGGUUGGAGAAGAGAAGAGGUUGAGAGAGUGAGGUUUUGGCUCUAAUCCCCUUCUUUUCUCGAUGCGCAAGGGUUGGCCGACAGCGGCGGAGGUACCCGACGGGCCGGCAAGGUUCCGCGGCGUCCGGAAGCGGCCAUGGGGCCGGUUCGCCGCCGAGAUCCGGGACCCCUGGAAGAAGGCCAGGGUCUGGCUCGGCACCUUCGACACGGCGGAGGCCGCGGCCUGCGCCUACGACGCCGCUGCCAUCGCCCUCCGCGGCCCGGAUGCCAGGACCAACUUCCCUUCCCACCACUGCCUCCCCCCACCGCAACGACCGGCGUCCAGCAGCCUCAGCAGCACCUUGGAGUCCUUCAGCGGGCCGCGGGUGCCCGCGGCGCCGAUCCAUCCCCGAUCGUCGCGUGCGAGGAGGCAGGUCGAUCCGCCGCCCCCGCAUGACCUCUUCGCCGUAGAAGGCUGCCACAGCGACUGCGGAUCGUCAUCCUCCGUCAUUGACGACGGUGAUAUCUUGUCGUCGGAGUUCUGGCAGCCAAUGCUGUUCGAUCUCAACCUCCUUCCACCGCAAGAUGACGACUUCCAGGACACGGUUCUCCGCCUCUGAUGUUUGAUCCACGGCCGGGAGACUGGUUUUUCUAUUCCCUCUUUUACCAUUCUCUUUUGAUCUAUCUCGCGAUUACCUGCGAUCUCCGUUUCCCCCUUAAUGUUUACGCUUUUAAGUUGCAUUAGGGUUGAGGGUUUGAUCUUAUCAAACCAGAUCUGUUGUUUGUGUCAGAUCUGCCUCUUUUCUACUUUGUACAUAAGCAACAUUCUACCUAAUAUUAUCUACUUGAGUUAAAUCUCGCCUUCCACCCUUUGGAUCUUGUAAAUGCAUUCUCAAGUAGUUUCAUAUUUGAACAGGAUAAAUCGAUGGUUUGCAACCGACAGAUUAGUAAAAAAAAUGACAACCCAAAAAGGGGGGAGAAGAGGAGAAAGGAAUUUAUCAUGGCUUUACAAGUAUAUGAUAGAUCAAGAACAGUUGGUGAUGUUUAGUGUAUUAAGAAUGCUGAAGGGAUGGUAUCCUGUUAUUCCUGUUUUUGAUGCAGGUUCAUCUUUAUUUGGUUAAGUUUGUUUAACUACUUCAUGGAAUAUUACUUUGUUUUGCUUGUUGAUUUACUUUGCUGUCCAUCAAAGGAGUUGAAAAAUUGUUGGUUAAGGUAUCAGACAUGGAGUAAGGAAGCCACUAUAUUGAUGAUCUACACUUGAUCUAUAUUGGUUAUUAUUGUUGAAAAAUGUUUACCUGCCGCAAUCCUCCGUCGGAAUGUACCUUCCAUUGGAGGGUGUAGGUGAGCCAAAGUCAACGGUUUUGUAGUCUUGUGAUCGGACCAUAUGAUGAUUUGGCCAUUUUGUUCAUCUGUUGCAAUGGCAGUCGUUGGAUAACUAAUGAUAAAACUGCUUUCUCUUGCUGGGAAGUGUAUGUGGACAAUCAAAUCAUUUUACUGGGAAGAGCCAGUUAAAACUUCAAGGUUAUUCCCAAAAGACUAUAUAGCUCGGAGAGUUUUGCUAUCACCUUAUCCUUGGUCACUACUAUAUGUUGCAGCAAUUUCCAUUUUGUAUAUUUAUUCUGACUUUGUGAAUUGAUUUUUCUUCUUAUAUAAUCUCAUUUGCUGAGGCUAUUAAAAGGUAA